This is a messenger RNA of Oryza sativa Japonica Group (Japanese rice), 1129 nucleotides long. RefSeq names its product Golgi SNAP receptor complex member 1-2. Gene Ontology annotation, biological process: endoplasmic reticulum to Golgi vesicle-mediated transport; vesicle fusion. Gene Ontology annotation, molecular function: SNAP receptor activity. Lineage: Eukaryota; Viridiplantae; Streptophyta; Magnoliopsida; Poales; Poaceae. The record is from RefSeq and is a predicted model, not a curated record. Gene Ontology annotation, cellular component: cis-Golgi network; SNARE complex; Golgi membrane.
UCUCCCCACUCUCCUCUCGCAUCUCUUCUUCUUCUUUUCUUCUCCAGAUCGCGAGGCGGGCGGAAUCGCGGAAGCAGGGGGAUCCCGCAGCCGAAUCGGGCCGGAUCUCGCCGGCGAUGAUGCCGUCGGCGUCGGACGCCGCGGCGGCGGCGGCGGCGCUGGAGCUGCAGGAGUCCGGGUGGGAGGAGCUGCGGCGGGAGGCACGGAAGCUGGAGGGUGACCUCGACGUCAAGCUCUCCUCCUACGCGCGCCUCGCCGCGCGCUCCUCCUCCGCCGCCGACGCCGCCUCCGCCUCCUCCCCGAGCGAGCGCUCCUCCUGGAAGUCCAUGGAGUUCGAGAUCCAGUCGCUGCUCGACAAGCUGCAGGACGUCAACGACGCCAUGAGCCGCUGCGCCGCCUCCACCGCCCCCACCACCUCCGUCUCGCAGAAGCUCGCCCGCCACCGCGACAUCCUCCACGAGUUCGCGCAGGAGUUCAGGAGGACGAGGGGGAAUCUGAGCUCCAUCAGGGAGCACGCCGAUCUCCUCAGCUCUGUGCGGGACGACAUUACUGAGUCCAAGGCUACUGGCGGCAUGUCGCCGAGGGUGCAUUUGCUCAGGGAGAGGGCCUCGAUUCAUGGCAGCAUUAACCAGAUUGAUGAGGUAAUUGGCCAAGCUCAGAGCACAAGGGUAGCCCUUUCCAAUCAGAGGGCAUUGUUUGGGGAUGUUCAAGGAAAAGUCAAGCAGUUGGGUGAAAAGUUCCCUGUUAUUAGAGGACUACUUGGUGCCAUCAAGAGGAAGAAAUCAAAGGACACUAUCAUCCUUUCAGCAGUGAUCGCGGCCUGCACCAUCUUUUUGAUUAUUUACUGGCUUUCGAAAUGAUGGUUGUCUCCAGAAAAUCUCACCGUGAAGGCUUCCCCUCUGCGCAGAAUCGCUGAUACCAGAUGACACGAUAAGACUUGGUAGUAUGUUUCAUUUGUUAGGCUAAGAGGAGGAAUGAGAGAUCGGAUUCUUCAGCUUUUAUCAAUUUGCCUUUGAUAUAUACUCCUACCUUGUAUUUGGAGAUUAACCUGUCCUACAUGUACAGUACAGAGCAAUUUUGCUUUCCAAAGUAACUUGUCUGGCUGGCUGAGUAAAUAUGAUACAAUCAA